AUGGCACAGCGUCAGCACUGCAUAACCGCUGACUGCACCGCAGGACUGCAGCCUUGCUGCGAAGCUGGAUAUAUAGCACGCCGCUGUAUUCAGGCCAUCCUCCCGCUGCACUGGGAGCCACACGUACGGGAUCACCGGCAGUCGAGUGCACAGUGGUUGGAAACAGAAGCCGCCCUCUCGCUCCCCUACUACCCUAUGGAGUCAGUUGCCGUCGUGGCUGUCCUGUUCCCGGCGCAGGGCCACCUGAACCAGCUGCUGCACCUGUCGCUGCAGCUCGCCGCGCGCGGGCUGCCCGUGCACUACGCGGCGCCAGCGGAGCACGUCCACCAGGCCCGCGCGCGCGUGCACGGCUGGGGCGACGACGACCUCCGCCGCAUCGACUUCCACGAGCUCGCCAUCUCCGAGUACGCCUCUCCGCCGCCCGACCCCGCCGCGGCCUCGCCCUACCCUUCCCACCUCAUGCCCCUGUGGGAGGCGUUCAUCGCCGACGCGCCCGCCGCGCUCGCGGCGCUCCUCCGCGGGCUCUCCGCGUCCCACCGUCGCGUCGUCGUCAUGUACGACGUCAUCAACGCCUUCGCCGCCGAGGACGCCGCCCGGCUGCCCAACGGCGAGGGGUUCGCGUUCCACUGCACCGCCGCGUCGUCCAUCGUCUGGCACAUGGACGGCGGGACCCAGCUCAUGCGCGACGUGCACGGCCUCGCCGACCUCCCCCGUCCACGCCUUCGUGACGGAGGAGUUCCUCGAGUUCAUCGGCAAGAGCGCGAGGUCCGCGCAAACGAUCCCGUCCAGCGCCGGCGUCGUCAUGAACACGUCCCGCGCGCUCGAGGGUGA
Miscanthus lutarioriparius is the source of this 831-nucleotide messenger RNA. Lineage: Eukaryota; Viridiplantae; Streptophyta; Magnoliopsida; Poales; Poaceae. The record is from the annotation of a GenBank genome assembly.